AUGUCGCAUGAAGACCGACACCGAAAUAAGAAGGGGACACACACCUUGGUGCGGCGUCUGCUGCCAUUUUUGAUUCUGCUGCUGGCGCUCACCACCACCACCAUUAUUCUUGUCACAAACUCCAUUGCGACCGACCUGGUGUUCGACGGCAGCCAAAAAAUUGACCGCUACCCGAACUACGCCCACGAUAAACAGAGGAAGUAUAAUAACAACAAUAACAACGGUCAAGGCCACAAAGUUGAUAGAAGGGCCACCGUGAUGCGUGCGGAAUCUGAACCCCCCGUUACUUCGUUUGUCAACCCGUACGACGUCGGGUACCUCCUUUCGCUUGUGCAGUCGUCAACGCCUCUCGAUGCCGGUCUCGCCAUACCACUGAAUGUGGGUGUGGCAUACUAUCGCCCCAAAGGAAGAGAGAAAGUUCGCUGCAAUAAAAAAAGGUCCUCGCCCAACGACGAAACGAGACGUGACGCACGCCGCCGUAUCAUGGCGUACCGCUCACUUCCUCACACCACGUGUCUCGCGGCGCUCCUGUUGCGCCACUACAAGGACGUUGCGGAGGCGCUAGAGGCAGACUUCAGCAACGCGCAAAAUCAUCAAAAGCAGUGGGACAUGAAACUGCCACAUGACGUGGUACUGCCUGGUGAAAGGGAUAAUGAACGGAGACCGUUUUCCUUCGUUCCAAACACCACUGAGACUAUCCAGCGAAUUACACGCCUCUUUGAACGGCCGGACAAAAAGGACCGGCAGCGUCCCUCCUUUGACACACUCAGUGAAUGCAGAAAGGUUGCAGGUAUACUUCCAGGAUCUUCUCGCCACCCGCGCGACGCCACCUUUUUCGACGUGGCAAAUGUGUACUACGCCGGUGGACGCUUUGUUCUGUUUGUCCAUAACAACAGCGAUAGCGACCUUGGUGCCGCGGGCCCAUCACCGCAGUUGGUGCCUCCACUUUCUUCCAUGAUGCUGCAGCAGGAACGUCUCACUGAGGACGAAGCGGCGGAGGCUAUGCAGCAGAGUGUGAUGCCGGCGGCCAAAGCCGCAGCCGUGACGCCGCAGCUCCUUACAAAGGUGAAACUGUGCUUUGGAACCAUGUUUCCCUUCGUGAAAAAUAGCUGGCCACAGCAAACACGUGAUACGCUGCCAUUAUUUAUCGUCAGUGUGCAGAAGGUUCAGGGUUUUGAUGAUACGAACAGCAACAAAUGGGGUGACACGGAGCAGUACGGCGUUGGGUACUACCAGCCGCCGACGGACUUUCAGGUGCCGCACCACACCCUUGUGGAGACAGUCAUGACGAGUUUUCUGUCGCAACAGCACUUCCUUCGCUCACGUACGGCGUAUGAGGAGGAAGUGGAGCGCCUGCGCCAGCAAUCAGGCUACGCGCUGGUGCUCACAUCGAGACCGUACUACACUACAAGUGGUCCGUUCAGUCUGCACGGGUGUCACCUUGCCUUUGAGCGUUGCUUGACGAGCAGCCCGUGGGGUGGCAUGUACCUCGGUCAGCUUCAACAAUUUGCAGUAGCGCUAAAGAAGAAACAACAACAGCAAGAGUGCAACGGUGAACCAGCGGAGGUGCAACGGAACCGUGAUAUGAAAGAGCCGCUGGAAUUUCAAUACUUCCGAAACGACACGCUGAAUCAGCAUCAUUGGGUGUAUGGUAUACGCGCCAACGAGACGCAGUUCGGGUACAUAAUGGACGAAAAAAGAAGUAAGACGAGUGAGAAAAAGCCAUUCCUGCAUUAUGUGGUGAAUGUUUCAGAGUUUCCGGCCAUGACCAGUAAUUUUUAUCCUUCUAAAGCCGGAGAUGGGUCAUUGUUUUAUUUGAAGAAUCUUCUAGUUGGUUACCCGACGCAUUGUGAACCUUUGCUGGGGCAGGAUCCGUUCUAUGCAGACAUGGUGCAUACGUUGUUUCGCCGUUUCAUGCCUAACAACAAGUAUGUCUCGUACGAGGAACUCCUUGAAGCGCUCUUGGCGCAGAAGGACAUAGAAACUAAAGUGGAUAAGCCGUCACUGCUUGUGUGGAAACAGUGGCUUGCACUAUUCUAUGUCAGCUACAAAGAUUGCCAAGCGCACUUGGCCCAAUUUCGGAAGCUGCAUCUGACAAAAGCGCUUGUUGACUUUCUGCGUGAAGAAGGAAGGCUAAUCGACAGCAACAGCAUCAGCAGGACCAAUGCUGCUAUCAAAACGGAGGAGCCGUUGGUGUCUUUUCCCCUCGAGGAGGGGGGAGGCUCAGGCGGUAGAAGUAACUUCUACCACCAUCUUUCACUGAAGGCAACUGGGAAAAGCGUUUCUGUUGAUGCCACCACCAGCGACAGAAAUACAGUUUCCGGUGUAUUAGAAUUUAGCAGUGUAUUUCGUCUUUUUUUCACUCCCCUCGUGACGGAAAUAUCGGCGGAGGCUCGUAACCAGGUGAAAGACCGGACAAGCAAGAAUGCUGAUGAUGAUGUGCUCAUAUUUUACUCUUCUCGACACGGCGAUUGGGCGCGUGACGUUAUCAAUGAGCAAAAAAUGCUGCCACGCCUGCCGCUUGACGUGGCUGCGCUGCUCCACGAGAGGGCCAAUGCACAUGGUGGCAACGGCCACGAAACUCGAAAGCAAUGGCAGCCACGACGUGUGCACCUGCGCAUCGAGCACUUCAAUAGUACAUUGUCGCAUGGGCGACAACUCUUUGAGCAGAUGGAGGCACAUCGUACCACUAUCUUUAUUGGUGCACCGGGGGCCAACCUGCUGAAUAGCCUUUUACUCCGCCCAACAGCUGGCGUCAUUACACUUUCUACGCGCCCCACCAUUAACAGAGUGUUCUACCCAACGUCUGUGUUCCCGCGCUAUGAGGAAAGCUGCAGUAAUAGCAGUGUCGAGAGUUGUGCAUGGGGAGCAAGUGGCCUGAUGUGGCGCAGUGUUGCUCUGCAGCAGGCGUGCAAUCGUAAGAUAUCCGGAGCGCGAUUGUGCCGCUGGGGAACCGAUAACACCAAUAACCUGAUACUGGGAGAUGAUGAAUAUCGGCGUCUUGUGAUUGCGGUGGUGAGCAUUGUGGAGGCGCAGGACCGUCUGCGACUGGGAACUUGA
Molecule: messenger RNA, 3060 nt
Organism: Trypanosoma grayi
Lineage: Eukaryota; Euglenozoa; Kinetoplastea; Trypanosomatida; Trypanosomatidae
Exons: 1
Coding region: 1-3060 (1019 amino acids)
Source: RefSeq, a predicted model, not a curated record